AUGCUCAUCCGAGAUGAGGGCACUCAAGUGCUUGUUUACUAUGUCAGCCGAGCUCUCCGCGGGCUGAAAAUCCGCUACACUCAGGUGGAGAAACUCGUGUUGGGAUUAGUUCAUGCCGCUCGACGGCUGAAACCUUAUUUCCUAGCUCAUCCCAUCUCUGUUAGGACAGAUCAGCCACUUCGACAGAUACUGGUUCGUCCCGAGGCUUCCGGGCGCCUCACCAAGUGGGCUGUCGAAUUAGGAGAGUAUGAUUUGUCGUACGAACCCCGCACUGCCAUAAAGGCUCAAGCGUUGGCUGAUUUUCUUGCCGAACUCACCUUCACCGAGAUCCGAGAGCCCACUCCCGCAAUCGCUGAAGUGUCGGACCAGCACUCAUGGACAUUGUAUGUGGACGGAUCAUCUAACGGGGAUGGCAGCGGUGCAGGAUUGCUCCUGGAAGGCCAUUGUGGAGAAGUGUGCUCAUAUGCCCUCCGCUUCGACUUCCCUGCCACCAAUAACGAAACCAAAUAUGAGGCCUUGAUUGCUGGAUUCCAGCUAGCCCGUAGGCUUGGUGCUAAGCGGAUCCAUGCCCACAGCGACUCCCAACUUGUAGUAUACCAAGUUCUUGGUGAAUAUGAAACCAAGGAUGAGACCAUGCAACGGUACCUCUCUAAAGUCCGUCAACUCACUGAAUACUUUGACUCUUUUAAAAUCCAAAAAAUACCCCGGUCACAAAAUAGGCUGGCUGACACCUUGUUUCGGCUGGCUUCCACAUCAUUUUCUGACCUUAACAAGACGGUUCUAGUGGAAGUUCUGAACGAGUCGAAAUACAUGGAAGGGGUGGCCUGCCCCGUAUACCCGGGAGACACAUGGAUGAGCCCAUUAAUCCUCUUCUUAGGCCAGGGAGUCUUCCCCGAGAACCGAGUCGAAGCGAGAAGGGUCCAACAAAAAGCAGCUCGAUAUGCGCUCCGCGAUGGAGAGUUGUACAAACGGUCCUACCUUGACCCGUGGUUGAGGUGCAUUACGCCCGAGAAGGGACACCAAGUCCUCCGCGAGAUACACGAAGGCUUAUGCGGGGCUCAUGUCGGUCACAGGAUGUUGGCCAAGAAGACCCUACUCUUCGGGUAUUUCUGGCCUUCCGUUAGACAAGAUGCCCAAAACCUUGUCCUUAGCUGCCCUUCCUACUAG
Molecule: messenger RNA, 1167 nt
Organism: Coffea arabica (coffee)
Lineage: Eukaryota; Viridiplantae; Streptophyta; Magnoliopsida; Gentianales; Rubiaceae
Molecular function (GO): RNA-DNA hybrid ribonuclease activity; nucleic acid binding
Source: RefSeq, a predicted model, not a curated record